UCUCUUAGGUGAUGCUGCAGCCAAGAUGGCGCCGGCGGCGGCCGCGGCUGCCUGAGCGCAAUGCUCCCGGUCCCUGGCGGCAGCGGUGGCGGCUGUGGCCUCGGCCGGGGCCUCAGGUCUGUCCCGGGCGUGAGUGCUCACGCGCCUCUCCUCCGGCCGGGUUAACCCAGACAAAGAGGAGACGGCCACGAAGAGAGGAGGCAGUGAGGAACGGAGAGAGAGCGCGGCGCCCCCCGCUUCGGCACCAUGGCUGGGCUCAUCAAGAAACAGAUCCUGAAGCACCUCUCCAGCGAUCCCUGCUGGCUGUGGUGGAGAUUGGUGUGCCGUGAGUUUCAUAAUCACCCAAAUGAGUACCAGAGGAGUCUAAGAAACCCUGGCAACUGACUACUUGCUUUCACCACGAGUAGGGACCUUUUGUCUGAAUUUCCUGCCCUCAGAUUUACCAAAAAUUUAUCUCCUGACAAGAUAAAUCUAAGUACCCUUAAAGGAGAAGGUGAACUGAAGAAUUUGGAGUUGGAUGAAGAGGUGCUCCAGAAUAUGUUGGAUUUGCCAACAUGGCUUGCUAUCAACAAAGUUUUUUGUAAUAAAGCAUCAAUUAGGAUACCAUGGACAAAACUGAAAACACAUCCCAUCUGUCUGUCUUUGGAUAAAGUAAUAAUGGAAAUGAGUACAUGUGAAGAACCACGAAACCCAAAUGGCCCAUCACCAAUUGCAACUGCUUCAGGACAAAGUGAAUACGGCUUUGCUGAAAAAGUAGUUGAGGGAAUUACUGUUUCUGUAAAUUCCAUUGUCAUCCGCAUUGGAGCAAAAGCCUUCAAUGCAUCCUUUGAACUUUCCCAGCUACGGAUCUAUAGUGUAAAUGCGAACUGGGAACAUGGAGAUUUAAGAUUUGCUCGUAUUCAAGAUCCACAGAGAGGAGAGGUUUUGACCUUUAAGGAAAUAAAUUGGCAGAUGAUUCGAAUAGAGGCAGAUGCUACCCAAAGCUCACAUCUUGAAAUUAUGUGUGCUCCUGUUCGAUUAAUAACCAACCAAUCAAAAAUCAGAGUCACACUUAAAAGAAGAUUAAAGGACUGCAAUGUCAUUGCAACAAAGUUAGUUCUAAUGCUGGAUGACUUAUUAUGGGUUUUAACGGAUUCCCAGUUGAAGGCUAUGGUACAAUAUGCAAAAUCUCUUAGUGAAGCAAUAGAAAAAUCAACAGAACAAAGGAAGAGUAUGGCUCCUGAACCUACACAGAGCUCUGCGGUAGCCCCAUCUACCCAGCAAGUGAAGACACCACAGACUUCAAAUGCUCCUGAUCUAAAUGAUGCAAUUGUGAAACUAUUCAAUGACUUUGAUGUUAAAGAAACCUCCCAUCAUUUAGUGAUUUCUCAUCUAGAUCUACACAUAUGUGAUGAUAUUCAUGCUAAAGAAAAAGAGUCAAACAGACGUAUUACUGGAGGGGCUAUGCAACUGUCUUUUACACAGCUAACUAUAGAUUAUUAUCCUUAUCACAAAGCAGGAGAUAGUUGUAAUCAUUGGAUGUAUUUUAGUGAUGCAACCAAAAUAAAAAAUGGUUGGGCCAACGAGUUGUUACAUGAAUUUGAGUGCAACGUUGAAAUGCUUAAACAGGCUGUAAAGGAUCAUGAUGUAGGUUCACCUCCUGAAUCCCCAACACAUGCCUCUCCCCAGCACACACAAACAGAGAAAGACUCAACUCUGAAAGGGACUUCCAAAACGCCUACAGUGUUACCUCAACAAUCCAAAGUUAAGUUAAUGUCUAGUUCUGUUGUGGUUAGACUUGCAGAUUUCAAUAUAUACCAGGUCUCUACAGCAGAACAAUGUCGUUCCUCACCCAAAAGUAUGAUUUCUUGCAAUAAAAAAUCCCUGUAUCUUCCACAAGAAAUGUCAGCUGUCUAUAUAGAAUUCACAGAAUAUUACUAUCCAGAUGGAAAGGAUUUUCCAAUUCCAUCUCCCAACCUUUAUAGCCAGCUGAAUGCACUACAGUUUACUGUGGAUGAAAGAAGUAUUCUAUGGUUAAAUCAGUUUCUGUUGGAUUUAAAACAGAGUCUUAAUCAGUUUAUGGCUGUGUACAAGUUGAAUGACAAUUCAAAAUCUGAUGAGCAUGUUGAUAUUCGAGUUGAUGGCUUAAUGCUAAAGUUUGUCAUUCCUUCUGAAAUGAAAUCUUCUGAAUGUCAUCAAGAUCAACCACAUGCAAUUUCUAUUCAGAGUUCAGAAAUGAUUGCUACAAAUACAAGAUACUGUUCAAACUGUCGACAUUCUGAUUUAGAAGCUUUGUUUCAAGACUUCAAAGAUUGUGAUUUUUUCAGUAAAACAUAUACCAGUUUCCCCAAAUCUGGUGACAAUUUUAAUCUUCUGCAUCCAAUCUUCCAGAGACAUGCUCAUGAACAAGAUACCAAACUGCAUGAAGUUUAUAAAGGAAAUGUUACUCCUAAGUUGAAUAAAUACACUCUUAAAACUUCUGCUGCCACGGAUGUUUGGGCUGUGUACUUUUCUCAAUUUUGGAUAGAUUAUGAAGGGAUGAAAAGUGGAAAAGGACGACCAAUAAAUUUUGUAGAUUCUUUCCCUCUUUCCAUCUGGAUUUGUCAACCAAAAAGGUAUGCAUUGUCACAAAAAUUGCUGCAGACUUGUAAUCAGAUAUCUCUAAAUACAUCACAAAGUGAGUCCAGUGAUCUGACUGGCCGAUGGAAGCGGAAAAAGCUCUUGAAGGAGUAUUAUAGUACAGAGUCUGAUCCCUUGACAAAUGGUAGUCAGAAACCUUCAGAUACAUUUUUAAGAUUUUCCUCUUCAUCAUCAGAUGCAGAUAUUCAUGUCCUGGUUCACAUUCAUAAACAUGUCAGUAUGCAGAUCAAUCACUACCAGUAUCUGCUCCUGCUUUUCCUCCACGAGUCACUUAUUUUGCUUUCAGAGAAUUUAAGAAAAGAUGUAGAAGCUGUGACUGGCAAUCCAGCUAGUCAGACAUCCAUUUGCAUUGGAAUUUUACUUAAAAGUGCGGAAGUGGCUCUUUUGCUUCAUCCAGUAGAUAAAGCAAAUAGUCUUAAGUCUCCUGUUUCUGAAAGUGUGAGUCCAGUGGUUCCUGAUUAUUUGCCUACAGAAAAUGGAGAAUUUUUGUCUUCAAAAAGAAAACAAGUUAAUAGUGGUAUAAAACAAAUUAGAAGUGUAACUGUUAAUCAUAUGUCAGACAACAGAUCUAUGAGUAUUGACCUUAGCCAUGUCCCUUUGAAGGAUUCUUUGCUUUUUAAAUCAGCUAGUGAUACAAAUCUGCAAAAAGGUAUUUCUUUUCUGGAUUAUUUAUCAGAUAAAAAUUUAGGGAAAAUAAGCGAAGAUGGAAGUAGUGGAAUUGUUUGCAAAAGUGGCUCAGGAGAAAUUGGAUCAGAAACAAGUGGCAAAAAGGAUUCAUCUUAUACAGAUUCAAAUAGUGUCUUAAACUACAGAGAAGACUCAAGUAUGCUGUCAUUUGAUAAUGGUGGUAAUCAGAACAUACUUUCAAAUAGUUUAACUAGUAAAGGAAAUGAAACCAUAGAGUCAAUCUUUAAAGCUGAAGAUUUGCUUCCAGAAACAGUUUCACUCUCUGAGAACAUGGAAAUCAGUAAAGAAGAAGCACCCACAGUCAGAACACUUAAAUCACAGUCAUCUUUAAGCAGAAAGCCUAAGGAACGUUGCCCACCCAACAUGGCUCCACUCUCUGUUUCUUAUAAGAACAUGAGAAGAAGCCCCUCACAAACCUCACUGGAUACCAUUUCACUUGACAGCAUGAUAUUGGAAGAACAGUUGUUAGAAAGUGAUGGAAGUGAUAGUCAUAUAUUUUUGGAAAAAGGUAUUAAAAAGAACUCAACUACAAAUUACCAGAGCCCAGCAGAUCGGGCAAAUGCCAGUGCAAACCUACAGAAUUAUGGUGAAACCUCUCCAGAUGCCAUCAGUACAAAUUCAGAGGGUGCUCAAGAAAAUCAUGAUGACCUGAUGUCAGUUGUGGUGUUUAAAAUUAUUGGUGUUAAUGGAGAAAUUGACAUCCGAGGGGAAGAUAUGGAAAUCUGUCUUCAAGUGGACCAAGUGACACCAGAUCAGUUAGGCAAUAUCAGUCUACGGCAUUACCUUUGUAAUCGUCCAGUAGUUUCAGAUCAUAAAGCUGUAAUUCAUUCUAAAUCCUCUCCUGAGAUUACUCUGAGAUUUGAAAGUGGGCCUGGUGCUGUAAUACACUCUUUGCUUGCAGAAAAGAAUGGCUUUCUGCAGUGCCAUAUAGAAAACUUUAGCACUGAGUUUCUUAUAUCUUCUCUUAUGAAUAUUCAACAUUUUUUGGAAGAUGAAACUGUUGCAACAGUGAUGCCAAUGAAGAUACAAGUUUCUAACACAAAAAUAAAUUUAAAAGAUGACAGUCCUCGUAGUAGUACAGUAUCCCUUGAACCAGCUCCUGUAACUGUUCAUAUUGAUCAUCUUGUGGUAGAGAGAAAUGAUGAUGGCUCUUUUCAUAUCAGAGAUUCUCAGAUGCUUAACUCUAGAAAUGAUUUGAAAGAAGAUGUCAAAAGUGAUUCAGUGCUGCUUACCAGUGGAAAGUGUGAUCUGAAAAAACAACACGGUGUCACUCAAGCCACUCAGACGAGCCCAGAGGUUCCUUGGCCUUCUCGGUCAGUCAACUUUCCUGAGUGCUCCUUUGACUUUACUAGGGAACAGCUCAUGGAAGAGAAUGAAUCUCUUAAACAGGAAUUGGCUAAAGCUAAAACAGCUCUUGCAGAGGCUCACUUGGAAAAAGAUGCUCUUCUCCAUCACAUAAAGAAGAUGACAGUUGAAUAGCAGGAGUGGCAGUCAGAAACUUAAAUUAUAGCUCUGGAGUAUGGUGGUUAUAUUUAUAAUGUGAUGUUACCAAUUAGUGGAAGACUUUCCUUUUCAUGAAAAGACAAUAAAAUGAAAUAGAAUGUGAUGAAGUGGUGACUAUUCCAAAGCCAGUUUAGAAAAUACUAGGUACGGGCAUUACAGUCUUUUGGUUGUUUUGUGUUUUGGGGUUUAACCCUCUUUUAAACUGGUGUGAUAUAGGGAAGUCAACGCAUACUGUAAAAUAAUUACCUGCCUAAUGAAUAGAAGAUGUCAUUUCCUAAUUUUGAUAUUACAUUAUAGGCAUUUUUAAAAAAGAAAAAUUAAAAUCUUAUGUGUUCCCACUAUUUAUCACUAUUUGUUAAUAAUUUACUAUUAUUUACAAAGAUUCAGAUGCGUUUAGGGCUAAUGUAAAAUAAAAGGAGGCUUACAUUUUAAAUGUUAUUAAAAUUAUGUACUUAAAUCUAUAUUUAAUUACUGUAAAAAAUCCAGUCAAAUUAAUAAAUAUCUAAUGGCUGGGUUUGAAAAUUCUAGAAAUCAUCACCCUACUGCGCUUAUGAAGUAACUUGAAAAUGUGAAAAAGAAUCAUUUGAAGUGAUGGGUAAACUGUGUAAGUUGAAGCUAUAAUUUUCAACAAAGAAGAUGGCACAAAUGUUAAAAUAAAAAGCACAAACUGUAAAAAAGCAAGACAUUAGAGUAUAUGGCCAACUGAUUUAAAAAGCAUUAUUUGUACAUUCCUUUAAACGUUUAUCGUUAGAAGUAAAAGAGUAAUUUAACUAUCCUGCUAAAUUUAGCAGCAUUUGUAACUGUAAGAAUUUUAACUAAUACUAUUUAUAUUAGUUCUUUACCUUCAUCUUUCCUCUAUUUAAGGAAGGGAACGUUUUCAGAGAAUUUUCUUUUCACGUACAUAAAACAAUUUCAUACCAUUCCUGUAGUAUCACAACAGGUGGAUGUUUGCACAUGUCAAAUUUAUAAUGCUAGUUUUGAUUAAAGUUCUAUGUGACUUAUAUAUAUUAUCUUCUACAAUAAGAAAAACUGGUAAAUUUUGAAUUCUAUUUUCUAGGGAUUGUUAAGUUUGAAACCAACACGAGAGAGAAUCUCAAUCAUGCAUUAUGAAAUAAAAGUUUGAGUAUUUAAGAAACAGAGGCUUUUAACAAUUUAAAAUAUAUUUCUGAUAGAAUUAAACUAAGUGGGGUCUAUUUUAAAAUUCACAUUCUUAAACAUAAAUAUAACCAAGAUAGAACAUGAAACAGCUGGACUGCUCUUUCUUUAAGAUACUUGAAAAUUUUCAAAUUUUCAACCAUGUUCGGACACUUUAUGGUGCUUUGCUUGUUUGGCAUGACUUAUAUAGCCAUCCCUCUAUCUAAGUACUUGGAAGGAAAUACAUGUUUCAUUUUACAUUAAGUGUUGGAGUGAUUUUAGAUUUUAUUGAAAAUGGUACUGGCCUUUUUUUUUUUUUUUCUGUAAUGUCCAUUUUAAUUAACAUUAUUUAAAAUACAGGCCCUGUUUUGGGAGCUAAGGAUACAGCAAAGAACAAGUUAAAUUGUUAUUAUUUUACCUCAGAGUGUUUUAAAAAUCCUGUUAAACCAUUUUAAUCUAAGACUAUUAUAUAGUUUUAGAUUAAAAGCAAAGGUCUAAUUAAAUAUUUUAAAUGUAUAGCUUAUAUCCUUAGUAGAGUACUUUUGAUCUGUAGGUAUAUCGUCAACAAAAGCAGUCUCUAUUAUAGAAAAGCAGGAUUGAUGGGACAUUAACUUCUUCAGAGCUUGCAGUGUUUCUCAGACUUGAGCUAUUUGCUCUAUAUGAAUUUUAAAUUUAUGUGUUAUAAUUAUCUAGUAUUACAGAUGCUGAAUGUUUUUCUUAUUUUCAGUUUACUUGACCUUCUCAAGAAAAUGAUAUAAACAGUAGAGAUGAUAAUUAAUGUGGAUCUGAAUAUUCUGUAUGCUUUGUUAGACUUUUAAAAAUUUAUAGUGAUUACUAUUUUUAUAGAGAUUUAAAAUUAAUAAAACACUUCCAAAAGCAUUAUGUAAUUCCCACAGCAAACCUGGGAGGUAGGUAUUAUUCACAUUUUAAAAGUUAAAUAAAAAAACAUAAGGCUCAGACAGAACAACUGACUUGACUGAAAUCACAAUAACCUGCUCUUUUUACUUAAAUCCCAAUUAUAUGCUUUUAUUUUAUCUUAUUCCUUAUUUCACAGAUUUUUCCUGAGGUGGGGAAAGGAAUCACUUGUUGGUCUUUUAUCUGUUUUUCUUUUAAACAUAAAUAAUAAUACUUUUAAAGUG
Molecule: messenger RNA, 7082 nt
Organism: Balaenoptera acutorostrata (minke whale)
Lineage: Eukaryota; Metazoa; Chordata; Mammalia; Artiodactyla; Balaenopteridae
Gene: BLTP3B
Product: bridge-like lipid transfer protein family member 3B
Exons: 22
Coding region: 538-4785 (1415 amino acids)
Source: RefSeq, a predicted model, not a curated record